Molecule: messenger RNA, 657 nt
Organism: Struthio camelus australis
Lineage: Eukaryota; Metazoa; Chordata; Aves; Struthioniformes; Struthionidae
Source: RefSeq, a predicted model, not a curated record
AAGCUAUGCCUGUCCCAGACCAGCCCUCGUCUUCUGAUAAGGCAAGUUCCCUUAGUCCUGUGUUGAACACGUCCAAUGGCGAUGGCUCUGAAACAGAGACGACCUCUGCAAUUCUCGCUUCAGUUAAAGAACAGGAACUGCAGUUUGAGAGACUGACUCGAGAACUUGAGGCUGAACGUCAGAUUGUAGCAAGCCAACUGGAGAGAUGUAAGCUUGGAUCAGAAACUGGAAGCAUGAGCAGCAUUAGUUCAACAGAAGAGCAAUUUCAUUGGCAAACACAAGAUGGCCAGAAGGACAUAGAAGAUGAACUCACCACUGGUCUGGAGCUGGUGGACUCCUGUAUUAGAUCACUGCAGGAGUCAGGGAUACUUGAUCCACAGGACUAUUCUGCCAGUGAAAGCAGGGUGCAAACACUCUUCCUCUCCCCAGAGUUCCUUACUGAGGCAGAUUACGGCAGCCUAGUUGAGGAAGAGAGACAGCCUUACGCUCUGUUCUGCUAAAGGUUAUGAGGAAGAGUAUGUUGUCUGUCAUGCACGUUCACCAAGCUGAAAACAAACGAAAGAGUUAAUUACUAUACCCAGUUCCAUCUUUUGAAGUUAGUUCACAGUUUUCUCCUGCAUCAUGGUGACUCUGACUUAGUUUCUUGAAUUUGCACUC